Molecule: messenger RNA, 684 nt
Organism: Ilex paraguariensis (yerba mate)
Lineage: Eukaryota; Viridiplantae; Streptophyta; Magnoliopsida; Aquifoliales; Aquifoliaceae
Source: the annotation of a GenBank genome assembly
AUGGCAGCAAGCUGGCUAAAUUCCAUUGGAUAUGUCAUGGAGAUUGUUUCUUUGUUGUUUACUGUAGUAUUCUACAUCAGUGUUAUUGUAAAGGAGUUAUGUCUGGAGCUCUUGCUCGAGAAGCUGAGUGAUAGACAGUGCCAACCUGAAUCACAGCUUAAGUUCAUAAUAGAGGCUUGGCUACAGAUAGUUGAAUGUAGACGGGUGCUUAAAUGGACAUAUGCCUAUGGAUUUUACUUGCCUGAGAAUGAACAAGCCAAGAGACAGUUCUUUGAGUAUUUACAAGGUGAGGCAGAGUCUGGCUUGGAACGACUUCAUCAAUGUGCAGAGAAGGAACUGCAAGGGUACCUCAACGCUGAGGGGGCAUCAAGAGACUUCAAUGACUUCCGCACAAAGCUGGCUGGACUGACCAGUGUGACUCGGAAUUAUUUUGAGAAUCUGGUCCGAGCUUUAGAGAAUGGUCUGUCAGAUGUUGACUCCCAUGGUGCAUGCAGCAGGAUGGCUAGCUCAAAGAGCUUAGGUGGUGGUAACAGUAAGGGCAGAGGCAGCAGAGGUAAGGCAACUGCAUCCAAAUCUAGCAGUUCUAGAAACAUAGAUGAUCCCGGACACUGGUCUUGCGAAUACUGCACGUUUGCCAAUGUCAAGUCUGCUACUAUCUGCCAAAUGUGUCAUCAACGCCAGUGA